GAUGCGGUGGCCACUGCUCUGGCUGCCGCUCCUGGCCGCCCUGCCCAGGGGCGCGACGCGCGGGGAGGAGGCGGCGGCGCAGCUCCCAGAGGAAGGAGUGUCACUUCCAAGGUGUAAAACUUUGAAGGAAAUGGAUGUAAUUAAAACUUCUGAGGUAAAAUGCUUCUGCCACCAUCAAAAUUUACAACUGGAAUGGAAGUACGUUUGGUCAACUCUGCAGGUGGACAUUACCAGUUCGGGUCUGUUCAGUAUUGUUUACAUCACCGAAAACCAUAAUUGCCAGUAUCCAGAGACCCUUCUAUCUUUCAUCAGAUGUGUGAUUCAUAAAUUUUGGAUGCCAAAGGAAUCUAAUGAAAUAACCAUGAUUAUCAAUCCAUAUGGGGAGACCGUGUGCUUCUCAGUGAAGCCUGUCUGGAAGGAACUGGUCUAUAGAGUCAGUGUGACUCGAAACAUUGUGGAUUUCAAACUCUUCCUUGUGUUUGUGGUGGGUGUUUUCAUCUUCCUUUAUGCAAGGACUUUGAGUCAAAGCCCUGUUUUCUAUUAUGCUUCGGGGACUCUACUAGGUAUUCUCAUGACGUUAGUCUUUGUGCUGCUGCUGGUAAAGAGGUUCAUUCCUAAGUAUAGCACCUUUGGGGCUCUAAUGAUUGGUUGUUGGUUUGCUUCAGUUUAUGUUGUGUGCCAAUUGAUGGAAGACCUGAAGUGGCUGUUUUAUGAAUACAGAAUAUAUUUAUUAGGCUAUGUCUUGACUGUUGGAUUCCUCAGCUUCGCAGUGUGUUACAAACAUGGGCCACUUGUGGAUGCGAAGAACAUAAACCUUCUGACCUGGACACUGCGGCUCCUCUCCUUGCUUCUGAUCUAUGGGGGCUUUUCUGCACCCCUGUUUGCCCUCUUGGCUGUGGGCUUCUUGCUGUUGGCCAGGGGCCUGCGCUACCCAUGGAAUGCCAUCAGUCACCUGAGGAGGAAAAUGAAGAUGUGGAUGGCAUCCAAGAAACCACAGGUGAAGUUGCUGACGGAGGAUGAGUACCGGGAGCAGGCGGACGCCGAGACUAGCCGCGCUCUGGAGGAGUUGCGCAGGGCCUGCCAGCGGCCCGACUUCCCCUCCUGGCUGGCCAUCUCCAGACUGCAGGCUCCCAAAAAGUUUGCAGACUUUGUUCUCGGAGGAAACCACGUGUCUCCUGAAGAAAUGAGUCUGCAUGAAGAGCAAUAUGGCCUUGGGGGCGCCUUCCUGGAGGAUCAGCUCUUUAACCUGCAGACCGCCUGACACCCACCCGAGCUGGACUUCAUGCUGGAUUAGGCAGGAGCUGCUGGAGCCACUUGCCUUGAGCACUCGGCAUCAAGGGAGUUGUGCUGACCUAAAUCUAAGGGGCCAGUGAGCCUGAAUGGGCCCCUUGUCAACAGCAGGGUGUCUGUCUCAGUCCUUAGAACUUUUGCCAAGAGCGUGGGCAUUGCAGGGCCUCCACGCUCCCCGUCCAAGUGCCCAGAGCUAUGGAAUAGGCACUGAGCAGUGUCUCCAGAAGUUAAGCCCACGGGACACUCGUAAGAGUGGAGCCAGUACAAGAUUUCUCAGCGCCGCAAGUGAUGCGGGUACACACUGUGAAUCUCCCAGAGGAGAAAUUGU
Sorex fumeus (smoky shrew) is the source of this 1618-nucleotide messenger RNA. It is a transcript of the gene NEMP2, whose product is annotated as nuclear envelope integral membrane protein 2. Bases 2 to 1261 code for a protein of 419 amino acids. Lineage: Eukaryota; Metazoa; Chordata; Mammalia; Eulipotyphla; Soricidae. Gene Ontology annotation, cellular component: nuclear envelope. The record is from RefSeq and is a predicted model, not a curated record. The transcript has 9 exons.